Molecule: messenger RNA, 2542 nt
Organism: Coregonus sp. 'balchen'
Lineage: Eukaryota; Metazoa; Chordata; Actinopteri; Salmoniformes; Salmonidae
Source: the annotation of a GenBank genome assembly
GUCCUCCCCAGCCCACUACUACCACUCCCCCCAGCAGGCCUACAGCCCAGCUCAGGCUGUCCAACAGGUAACAUCCACAGAAAUGUUAAGGAAUGUUUCUGAACUCUUAUGAACAUAAGAGUUUAUGACAGAGAGAUGCAUAGAGUAUUUGUCUGCAUCUCUCUAUAACUCGUAAUUAAUGCAAGGAGGGCCUAAUAUGUCUCUUGGUUUCCUUUUUCCCAGCAUUCCUCCAGCAGCCUGUAUAACAGCCCCUCCUACCAUAGCCAUAACCUGUAUGAGCAGCAAGCAGCAGGCAUGAGCAUCACCAACCCCCACAGCAACCAGGAUCUCCUACAACAACCCAAUGCCUUCCCCAAACCUAUCUACUCCUACAGGUAGUGCAGACUAACACAUUCACUUGGUCAUUUUACAUUGACAUUUAAUCGGUACAGUUUUAAAACAGUUUGUAAAGGGACUAUCAAAAAGCAGACUCAAUUUGAACAAUUGGAACUGAGCAAAAAUGAAAAUGGAUGAUAUUUGACUGUUUUCACCAGCUGCCUGAUUGCUAUGGCUCUGAAGAACAGCCGUACAGGCAGCCUCCCUGUCAGUGAGAUCUACGGCUUCAUGAAGGAGCACUUCCCUUACUUCAAGGUGAGGAGCAGGGAGAUGCCUCUUUACACACAUGAGAUUAUCUGGGCUCAUGGAAGUUUGGGAACAUCAGCAACAUUGUAUAUUAUCAGUAUGUGUUUAACUGAUGUAUGGUUCUCCACCAUACAGACGGCGCCUGACGGCUGGAAGAACUCUGUGAGACACAACCUGUCUCUGAACAAGUGCUUUCAGAAGGUGGAGAACAAGCAGGGAGGCUCCUCCUCCACUCGUAAGGGCUGUCUGUGGGCCCUCAACCCAGCCAAGAUCAACAAGAUGGAGGAAGAGAUGCAGAAGUGGAAACGCAAGGACCUGACUGCCAUCCGCCGCAGCAUGGCCAACCCAGGUGAGGAUGGUAGAGCAGACAUGAAAAGACUAGCCAUAUUGUAGCAAUUAGCCAUUCUAAUGAACAAACAGCACAUAAUGCUUAUGUACAUUUUAAAUUUUUUAAAUUUUAGUCAUUUAGCAGAUGCUCUUAUCCAGAGCGACUUACAGUUUUAGUGAGUGCAUACAUUUUUCAUACUGGCCCCCCAUGGGAGUCGAACCCACAACCCUGGCGUUGCAAGCGCCAUGCUCUACCAACUGAGCUACAGGAGGCCACUGAGUAUUCAAAAAAUUAAGAGCACCUUCCUAAUAUUGAAUUGCACCCCCUUUUGCCCUAAGAACAGCCUCAAUUCGUCAGGGCAUGGACUCUACAAGGUGUUGAAAGCGUUCCACAGGGAUGCUGGCCCAUGUUGACUCCAAUGCUUCCCACAGUUGUGUCAAGUUGGCUGGAUGUCCUUUGGGUGGUGGACCAUUCUUGAUACACAUGGGAAACUGUAAAACCCAACUGCAUUGCAUUUCUUGACACAAAAACCGGUGCGCCUGGCAUCUACUACCAAACCCUGUUCAAAGGCACUUAAAUACUUUGUCUUGCCUAUUCACUCUCUGAAUGGCACACACACAAUCCAUGUCUCAGUUGUCUCAAGGCUUAAAAAUCCUUAUUUAACCUGUCUCCUCCCCUUCAUCUACACUGAUUGAAGUGAAUUUAACAAGUGACAUCAAUAAGGGAUCAUAGCUUUCACCUGGAUUCACCUAGUCAGUCAAAGAGCAGGUGUUGCUAAUGUUUUGUACACUCAGUGUAAACUCAUUGUUUACAGCUAAUGUUCAUGUCUCUCAGAUGAGCUGGACAGGCUGAUCACAGACCGACCGGACGGCUGCCGGAGGAAGCCUUGUGACCCCAGGAUGACGUGUCUCCCCUCAAACCCCUGUGGUUCCCCUCUGUCUGGGCAUCUGCAGGAAUCCCUCCCCUUCUACCUCCAGGCCCAGAACCACACCCUCCUAGGAGACCCCAGCUCCCCUGUUCCCGGGCGGACCCCUCCCCUCCACGCUGUCCCAGACUACUCCCACAGCCCCUUCAUCCAGCAGCAGCCCUACAGACAAGCCAACAGCCACAGUCUGUACAGCCUCCACCCUGAUUUCACAACAGAGGUGGACGCUCUGGACCCCAGUAUCAUGGAGUUUGCCGGUGGGUUAUUAUGAGGAUCGGAGGGAUGUUACCAUAUGUUUAAAAUGAAAAUGGCAUAUUUGUUGAACACCUUUAUCAAAACAGAUAGUCUUGAGCAUAACUGUCUGUUUUAACCCAAGGAUGAUUUGGUUAAUGAUCUGUUUUAACCGGUUAUAAUGUGUUUGUUUCUGUCUCUCAGGGAGCCUAUGGGAGGGGAUGAGAGAGGAGGGCUUCAGCCUGGAGACUCUGAGUACCUUUAACCACUCUCCUCUGUGCCUGUCUGACUGUGAGCUGCCUGGCCCCACCACUGGACAGCCCCUGGUGGACCUAGAGGUUUCAGGGCUGUACACCACCCUGGACCCGGCACCUGCUGUCCCCUUCCAGUACAUCACCACCACAGAGGCUGGGGGCCAGGCCGUCGCCCUGCUCUGA